UUUGAUGACCUCGAGAAGAAUUUAGGCGUGGAUAUCGAAACGGUUAAUUUCAAGGAUUUGUUCAACAGCUUGCCUGAAGAUCCUAAUUCUCCAGAAGCGAAAGAGACUGGCAAGAGCAGAAAGAUCAGUGACAGUGUUUCCAGCAAUAGCAAAAGACCCAAAUUGUAUGAAUAUUACGAUGGCAGCGCCCAAGCAGAGACGCUUUCCACACCCAUAAAUAAGGCAUUUGUUAAGGGACACGCUGUGAACAACAUUGAUGAUUCAUAUAUUCCGUUUGAUGAAGUUGCACCCAUUCCACCUAAGACGCAGUUAAACCCUGAGUCAAGCAAGGAAGAAUGGCUAGAAUACGUCAGUGGCAUCGAAGAAUAUAGAGCUCUGUUCACUGCAUACAAGAAGAGAGUUGUGGAAUACCAGGUGGAACGGAUUAAACGAGACGAAGUGAACUUGCAGAAGUUAGAUAUAGGAGGUAGUUUCGAUACGUACCAGAAGUGCUUGCAAAAGGAUUUGGAGGUGUUGACUGUUGUUGCCGAGCUGCAACGGCUAUACAAUGAUACCAUGAACAUUUACAAACAAAAUUGCCGGUGGAUGCUGGUGGCGAAG
Suhomyces tanzawaensis NRRL Y-17324 is the source of this 600-nucleotide messenger RNA. RefSeq lists its product as uncharacterized. The record is from RefSeq and is a predicted model, not a curated record. Lineage: Eukaryota; Fungi; Ascomycota; Pichiomycetes; Serinales; Debaryomycetaceae. The annotation marks the transcript as partial. The transcript has a single exon.